AGCCAGAAGCGGCCGAAUGAGGCUGCUGGUAUUGAUGACGGGUCAUCGGAGGAGAAAGAGGAAGGCUGCAGAUCAAGGGGAGAUCAUCCGCUGGGAGUAAACACGAAGCGUGGCUUUGGAUGUUGUGGUCCCGGGAGCCAGGAAAAUCCAGCUCCUGUGGAUUGUUCCUUCUGAACAGCCGCGCCCCUCGCCUUUGUUAGAGGCUUAGUGUUUGGAACAGUAAACAAGAUAAGCAAUUUGUCACAGGUGCAUUUCCCAAUGGAAGCCGGCUGAAACUCCCGGAAUCAGAUGCCUGCUGCUUGUGUCAUUCCCGUCACCUCCUGAUAGAAGCAGUCUCCAAGUCCCCCGUGACUUGGGAAAAUAUCCCACCCCGGCUCCCAUCUCUUCUGGCGGCAAACAAAAUGGAGGCUUUAGAAGUGGACGACAUCAGUCCAGCCUUGGAGGUAACCGAAGACUUCUUCAACACCUUCGAUGCUAAGCUAGAGAGCGUGCAGCCCCCGAAGGUUUAUGGGAUUCAGGAGGUUCCUGAACUGGUUGGGCACGAGGCGUUUAACAAGAUCGCGGCUUGUGGGGACUUGAGAAACAUUGGCUCUUUGGGAAAGACCAGCCUCGUUUGGGAACGCUGCAAAAACGGACUUCUGGAAGCCAAAGUGGAGACGGCGCUGCCGGCCAAAGAGCAUUUUGGAGUUCAGCGGGGGACCGUUCCUGACAACCGUUCCUGGAUGGAACAGAGGGAGGACUCGACUUUUAACAUCUUCAACAUAGGCCAGAGGAGGAGGGAUCGGCCCCAUUCUGUGAAUGACAUCCUAGUGCAGAGCGAGGAAGUGACUUUUAAACCAGGCCAUAACCGGUCUCGCUCUGAUGUCAGCCGCGUGGACAGGGGCGUGGUCUUAAAUGGUGCCCCUCCUCAGCCGCCGUCCAAUCAAGGCAACAGAAAUCCAAAGCUUAUGUUCAUACCAACUGGAUUCCAAAACGGAGAGGAUCUUCAAGGGAACACUGAACAUCAGCCCACAUUCUCCAAUAUCCUGAAGAGAGGCUACCUAGAAAUGAAGGACCACCACGACAGCUACUGGCAGGCCUGUUACGCGGAACUCUCUCCCUGCAAACUGUACCUGUAUCAGCUUGACCGAAGCGGCAACCAAACUCUUCCUACCGUCUACCUGCUCCUGCAUUUCCAAAGCAUCAACGUGGAGACCAAGGUGGUCGACGCCGUUCUCUUCAACAACGCGCAUCUCCAGCUCAAGGCGGAAUCGCCGUGGGAAGCCUUGGACUGGGGACAGAAGCUUUGGGAAGCCGUGCGUUCUUCGGUUCCGUCUUUCCUGAGGCCUCCAGGAGAGGCGAAGGUUUUGCAGAAGCUGGACAACGCUCAGCAUGGCCUUGCUCAGAAUGGCGGGGUGUGGAAGGAGCCUCCCGAGGUCUUCCAAACGACCCCUUCCGCCCCAACUGUCAAAGACUACCAAACUGCUCUCAAAUCAGGGACUCUUUACAGACUGACGCUCCAAAAUAACUGGAAGGCGUUCCAUUUUGUACUCAGCCCGUCUUCCCUCAUGGCUUUUCAGCCCGGCGGGCUCGGCGAAGACCCCCUGCUGAGCUACGGCAUCGACACGUGCCUCUCGGUCCAGACGGACGUGCUGGACGACUGCGACUCGUGUUUUCAGGUGAUCUUUCCCCAAGACGUGCUCCGCCUGCGGGCAGAGACCCGCCCACGAGCUCAGGAAUGGAUGGAAGCCUUGCAGUGUAGCACCAACGCGGCUAGAAGCCUGGGUUCCCACCCGCAGGUAACGCUCAGAAACAAACCCCAAGACCCACCUGGUGGGAAAGAGCUGCAGAGGAUCAAGCGGCAGUCGGUUACCACCAGCUUCCUGAGCAUCCUGACCACUUUGUCUUUGGAAAGAGGGCUGACGGCCCAAAGUUUCAAGUGUGCAGGCUGUCAGCGCUCCAUAGGCCUUUCCAGUGGCAAAGCAAAGGUGUGCAGCUACAGCGGCUGGUAUUACUGCAGCACUUGCCAUGUGGACGACACCUUUCUCAUUCCUGCGCGGCUGGUUCAUAACUGGGACACUUCAAAAUACAAGGUAUCGAAGCAAGCCAAAGAGUUCCUGGAAUAUGUGUAUGAAGAGCCCUUGAUUGACAUCCAUCAGGAAAACCCGAUGUUGUACAGACACGUCGAGUCGCUGGCUACCGUGGUCCGCCUGAGACAGCAGCUGAAAUCCCUCCGAGCAUAUUUAUUCAGCUGCCGAGCGGCCGUGGCCGAAGACCUGCGAAGGAGAAUUUUCCCCCGAGAAUAUCUUCUCCAGCAGAUCCAUCUAUAUUCCCUUGCAGACCUACAGCAGGUUAUUGAAGGGAAAUUGGCACCUUUCCUUGGGAAGGUAAUCAAGUUUGCCACCUCCCACGUCUACAGCUGCAGCCUUUGUAGUCAAAAGGGGUUCGUCUGUGAGAUCUGCAACAAUGGAGAGAUCCUCUACCCCUUCGAGGACAUUUCUUCAAGCAGGUGUGACAGCUGCGGUGCUAUUUUCCAUUCGGAAUGCAAGGUGAAGUCCGUCCCGUGCCCCCGGUGUGUGCGGAGGGAACUCCAGAUGAAGCAGAAGUCUUUCUGGCGGAGACUGAACAUGGAUGAAGGCCUGGGAGAAGCUUGCAACGUGUUUGAACUGUCCUAUCCGAACACUUGACUCGCAGGGAGACGGCAGCACCCGGCAAGAAUCCCUUUCCUACUGCGGAACAAAUGUUGAGCAGGCGGCUUUGCUCUGUCGGGCACAAUCCUUUACCGCAAAAAGCUUAGCUUUGAGGUCCGUGGAAUAUGCAGGGCCAAAGGUACCAAGAACGAGUAGAGUUGACGGAGGCGAGACGUGAAACGCAGGCGGCCCAGCUGGUCUUAAGCCAAAUGUAGUUUACUUGAAAUAUAUCCUAGUCUCUUUGCA
Molecule: messenger RNA, 2915 nt
Organism: Sphaerodactylus townsendi
Lineage: Eukaryota; Metazoa; Chordata; Lepidosauria; Squamata; Sphaerodactylidae
Gene: PLEKHM3
Product: pleckstrin homology domain containing M3
Exons: 8
Coding region: 402-2666 (754 amino acids)
Source: RefSeq, a predicted model, not a curated record